AAGUAUAUUUUACUAUGGACAUCGCCUCAUAAAGUUCCAUUUGUAUACAUGGGAGCCGGCCAACAAGGUUUCAUUGAUAGAAAAUGCCCAAAUACCAAAUGUUUUGUAACAGAAAAUAGAACAUAUUUAAGAGACUACACGAAUUUCGACGUUAUCGCUUUUGCUGGACCAGAAGUUGUUAAUAUGGGAUUAUAUGAUUUGCCUAAAAGAAGAUCAUCCCAUCAAAAGUUUACAUUUGCAUCAAUAGAAUCGGCUGACAACUAUCCAAUAUGUUCAGAUGCUUUAAACAAUUUCUUCAACUGGACCUGGACAUACAAACUAGAUUCGGAAGCCAAAUGGGGAUAUAUAGUAGUAAGGGAUUCCGAAAAUAGAAUAGUGGGACCGAAACAAGACAUGCACUGGAUAAAAUUACCAAAUAUGGCACCAGUUAGUGAAGAUGUAAAAGGGAUAUUACGAAAUAAAUCAAAAGCUGCCGCUUGGUUCGUAUCAAACUGCUUUUCGAAAAGUGGAAGAGAAAAUUUCGUAAAAAAAUUAUCGAUUGAAUUAAUCAAAUAUGACUUGGACAUUGAUAUUUAUGGGAAUUGUGGAAUAUUGGAAUGCUCGCGUGAUGAAGAAGAAAAAUGUAACAAACUAAUUGAAACUGAUUACUAUUUCUAUUUGUCGUUUGAGAAUUCCUUCUCCGAGGACUAUGUUACUGAAAAAUUAUUGUACCCUUUAAAACACUAUGCAGUGCCAAUUGUUUAUGGAGGUGCUAAUUAUACUAGGUUUAUGCCAGACGGUAUAUAUCUGAAUGCCUUAGAGUUAGGAACCAAAAAAUUAGCGAAAAAAAUGAAAGAACUCAUAGAAAACCCGGAAAAAUAUGCAGAAUACUUUAAAUGGAAAAAUCAUUACUCCUACUAUAGAAGAAGUGAAAGUGUAGAAACGGAUGAUUAUUGCAGAUUUUGCUCCAUGCUUUAUGAAGAUGAUCUUGUGAAAACGACUUCUGUUUAUAAAAACUUUAAGGAAUGGUGGACACCUCCGAACACAUGCUAA
Zerene cesonia (dogface butterfly) is the source of this 1032-nucleotide messenger RNA. RefSeq names its product alpha-(1,3)-fucosyltransferase C-like. The record is from RefSeq and is a predicted model, not a curated record. Bases 49 to 1032 code for a protein of 327 amino acids. NCBI's taxonomy places the organism in Eukaryota, Metazoa, Arthropoda, Insecta, Lepidoptera, Pieridae. Gene Ontology annotation, cellular component: membrane. Gene Ontology annotation, molecular function: alpha-(1->3)-fucosyltransferase activity. The transcript has 2 exons.